CGGCAGCGGGAGCCGGCUUCCGGCCCGGGCUGCUGAUCAUUCAUCCAAGAUGGCGGAGCCGCGGGACAAGGCGCUGCAGGACUACCGCAAGAAGCUGCUGGAGCACAAGGAGAUCGACGGGCGCCUCAAGGAGCUGAGGGAACAACUGAAAGAGCUUACCAAGCAGUAUGAGAAAUCUGAAAAUGAUCUCAAGGCCCUGCAAAGUGUUGGACAGAUUGUUGGUGAGGUUCUAAAACAGUUAACGGAGGAGAAAUUCAUUGUCAAAGCAACGAAUGGACCAAGAUAUGUUGUUGGCUGUCGGCGGCAGCUCGAUAAAAGUAAACUGAAGCCUGGGACAAGAGUUGCCUUAGAUAUGACCACUCUAACUAUUAUGAGAUAUUUGCCGAGAGAAGUUGAUCCGCUGGUGUACAACAUGUCUCACGAAGAUCCUGGUGAUGUCUCCUAUUCUGAGAUUGGUGGGCUGUCGGAACAAAUUAGGGAACUCAGAGAGGUGAUAGAGCUGCCCCUGACAAACCCAGAACUGUUCCAGCGCGUGGGGAUCAUUCCUCCCAAAGGCUGCUUGCUGUAUGGCCCUCCAGGCACAGGGAAAACUCUCCUGGCCAGAGCUGUUGCCAGUCAGUUGGACUGCAAUUUCUUAAAGGUUGUGUCUAGUUCCAUUGUGGACAAAUACAUUGGGGAAAGUGCUCGGCUGAUCAGAGAAAUGUUCAACUAUGCUCGGGAUCACCAGCCCUGCAUCAUCUUCAUGGAUGAAAUUGAUGCUAUUGGUGGGCGCCGGUUUUCAGAGGGAACGUCAGCUGACAGGGAAAUUCAAAGGACUUUAAUGGAGUUAUUGAAUCAAAUGGAUGGAUUUGACACUCUGCACAGAGUUAAAAUGAUCAUGGCUACAAAUAGACCAGAUACUCUGGAUCCGGCCCUUUUGCGUCCUGGGCGGCUGGACAGGAAAAUCCAUAUUGAUUUGCCAAAUGAACAAGCCAGGUUAGACAUCCUGAAGAUCCAUGCUGGGCCUAUAACCAAACAUGGAGAAAUUGAUUAUGAAGCAAUUGUGAAGCUUUCUGAUGGCUUUAAUGGUGCGGAUCUGAGAAAUGUCUGUACUGAAGCAGGCAUGUUUGCCAUCCGUGCCGACCACGACUUCGUGGUCCAGGAAGACUUCAUGAAGGCCGUGAGGAAAGUGGCCGAUUCCAAGAAGCUGGAGUCGAAGCUGGACUACAAGCCCGUCUGAAUGUAUAUCCGUGCCGCGACAUGGCCGACUUGCAUGGAGGACGUGGGCUUGACGGGUGAAGGGAGAAGCAAAAGUCCCCCUUGGUUGUGUUCGUAUUGCAAGUCCUUAUGUUGUGCCGGCCGCUCGGUGUCCGUGCUAUGUCUCCUUUAUAGCAGAGCGCAUGGCACUUGGAUGACAGCGCGGCCUGUGUUAGUCUCCUGGUUGAGUGCAGAAUAAAAUAUGUUCUCACACGGAGAAUCUCUCUACGAGGCUCGUUUCAUUCAACAGAUCCUAUGAAAGUGUGCGCCUGAUUUUAUAUAUAAGUGUAUUUUGCCCCUUCCCUCAAACAGUUGAAUAAAACUUGUUGAAACCCA
Anolis sagrei ordinatus is the source of this 1572-nucleotide messenger RNA. RefSeq names its product proteasome 26S subunit, ATPase 6 (gene PSMC6). Gene Ontology annotation, cellular component: proteasome regulatory particle, base subcomplex; cytosolic proteasome complex. The record is from RefSeq and is a predicted model, not a curated record. Gene Ontology annotation, molecular function: ATP binding; ATP hydrolysis activity; proteasome-activating activity. Gene Ontology annotation, biological process: positive regulation of RNA polymerase II transcription preinitiation complex assembly. NCBI's taxonomy places the organism in Eukaryota, Metazoa, Chordata, Lepidosauria, Squamata, Anolidae.